AGAAAAUGGGUAAUAACUGAAGAUAACCUCACAGCAGGACAGUGAGAUCAGAUUGGCAGUGCGUCAGUGAGUGGCAUGACUGAAGACGAGACAAAAAGCAAGCUACAGCAAAAGGUGUGAACUUCAUAUUUUUCUCUGGAACUAGGCAACAGAGGAAAAGAUCAAGAUGGUCCCAAAUUAUUCUACUGAAGAAACUGUUAAAAGAAUCUACGUUGACUGUCCAGUUUCAGGAAGGCACAGUUACAUCUACGUUAUGGUUCCAACUGUUUACAGUAUCAUCUUUAUCAUAGGCAUAUUUGGGAACAGCCUGGUCGUUAUUGUCAUUUACUGCUACAUGAAAUUAAAAACAGUAGCCAGCGUCUUUCUGCUAAACCUGGCCCUGGCUGACUUGUGUUUUCUCAUAACUCUGCCACUCUGGGCAGCCUACACAGCCAUGGAGUACCAGUGGCCAUUCGGCAACUGUUUAUGUAAGUUAGCGUCAGCGGGGAUAAGUUUCAAUUUGUACGCCAGUGUGUUCCUGCUCACGUGCCUCAGUAUUGACCGGUACCUGGCCAUAGUACACCCCGUGAAGUCCCGAAUUCGGCGUACCAUGUUUGUUGCCAGAAUAACUUGCAUUGCCAUCUGGCUUCUAGCCGGCGUGGCCAGUUUGCCUGUCAUCAUUCACCGGAAUAUAUUCUUUGCUGAGAACUUGAACAUGACAGUCUGUGGUUUUCGGUACGACAACAAUAAUACAACGCUCCGGGUCGGAUUAGGUUUAUCCAAAAAUUUGCUGGGCUUUUUAAUUCCUUUUCUGAUCAUAUUAACAAGCUAUACCUUAAUUUGGAAGACCCUGAAGAAAGCAUAUCAAAUUCAAAAAAAUAAGACCAGAAAUGAUGAUAUUUUUAAGAUGAUUGUGGCAAUAGUAUUUUUCUUCUUCUUUUCUUGGAUUCCUCAUCAAGUGUUCACUUUUCUGGAUGUAUUAAUUCAAUUACAUGUAAUAACAGACUGCAAAAUCACUGAUAUUGUGGAUACGGCUAUGCCCUUCACCAUUUGCAUUGCUUACUUUAACAACUGUUUGAAUCCUUUCUUUUAUGUUUUUUUUGGAAAAAAUUUUAAAAAAUACUUUCUUCAGCUAAUAAAAUACAUUCCACCAAAUGUCAGUGCACAUCCCAGUUUAACAACGAAAAUGAGUUCCCUCUCAUAUCGACCACCAGAAAACAUACAAUGAACCACUAAAAAGACUGCUGGGUCUUUUGACAGCGAGUGAUGUGUUUUGCAAUAUACUUUUUCAGAACAACCUUGUGAACGAAGCAGCAAGAGUGACAGAAUUCAUCUGCAGUCCUGAACAUCACAGCUUACUGCUCAUUACUAAAACAUUAAACCACCUCAAAAAAGUCAUACUGUAAGGAUUUAGCGGUGGUCUUUUGUUUUAUAUUGUGAAGAGGACUGCUUGGUUUUCAUUUUGUUCUCUAUUGGAAGCAACAUAAACAGUGGACAGGUAGUGCGAGGUUAUUCUCAGCAUCCUGCCAUUUACUUCAGAGAGGGUAGAUAAAACUGUAAAGAUCUCUGAACUGAAGUUAAAGGAAAAGCAUGUGUAAAUUAUAUUAAUUGAGAAGGACCUGUUUUGCACAUACAUGAGCAAUUUUAUUGUAAGUAUGUGGAAUUUUGUUCAAAGAGUCAGAAGACAUGCACUGCUUUUUUUUUCUCUCUCUGUAAUUACAUAUAUUAUUAUAACAUAACUUGUUAUUCAAAUGUAUGUUACAUCUACAAGCCCAAUUCCAAACUUGGAUAGAAAUUUAAAGACCUUGAAAUUGGUCUAAUUCCCCGUUAUGCUACUAUUUUUCAUUUAAAAAUGGCAAAAGUUUAUAAUACAUGCAAUAAAUGCAGAUUUAUUUAUUAAUUAUAGAAGAAAUAUAUUUCUAGAUUUAUAUUCCUACUCAAAGAUUUCAAGUAGUUCAACUAAUAUGGCUGUCAGUCACACCACUAAACAUCUGAGACCAAACUUUGUUCUUGAUUUUUAUGGAGUUACUCUCUAUUUAUAUAAAACCAUUCCUGGAAUAAGGAGCAUUUACUCCCUGUAGGACUCCCGCUGACGCGUAUGGAACUAUUUCAAAUUCACACUAGUAUAAGUCAACAAGGUUUGGUUCAAACUCCCCUCACAAAUGAGGGGGAAAAGGUGAUAACCACUGUAGGACUUUUCAGCUAAUGAUGUACUCAUCUGCCCUUCUGACCUCAAGUAAUGAACUCCAGAAAAUAUUUGUUCUUAAUUCAGUCUCAUCUAUUUUCUUCAAAAAUAACUAAGUCCAUAAAUACUUUUCAACGUAGCAAAAUGCAAGAAAAAGUCCAAUAUUUUACAUAUAUCAUGUAGGCAAAUAUAUGAUCCUGGAGAAUAUGCAGUAUUCAUAGUCUUAAAAAUUAUAUAUUUAAUGUGAUUUUGACUCAGCUAGCAAAUGGUUAGAUU
Struthio camelus australis is the source of this 2440-nucleotide messenger RNA. The record is from RefSeq and is a predicted model, not a curated record. NCBI's taxonomy places the organism in Eukaryota, Metazoa, Chordata, Aves, Struthioniformes, Struthionidae.